AAACCCCUUGUCUCCCCCUCUCUGGGUGGAUGAAGACGAAUCACAGAAUAUGCAGAUUUAGAAGAUCUGUUUGGUGUGCUGGUUGGGAAAAAGAUGUCAACAGUAGGUAUGUAAUGCAGUGCUAAACCUUAGAGUAGAAAUGCAAGAUCCUCUCCCAGCUGAGGUCUUUUUUUGUGAGCUUCCCACGGCUGAAUUACAGGGGCUUAAUGCAAACCAUGGUAGGUUGUUGUUAAUAGUCCAGGUCAGCUUGCAAAGAAAGCAUCUUGAUUUUCUCAGAAAAACUAUCCAUCAAUAUUUGCACCAAACUUUGUAACUAAUGCAAGAUAACCAUAAAGAUAAUUUGAAGUCCUGUGGACUGUCUUUAAGAAAACAUAAGGCAAUCUUUAGGCUUCAGUCAGACUGGGAAUAAUAUCCUGUGCUAUGGCAUAUGUGCAUAAGCAAUGAUUUUCAAUCAAAAAAGAAUUCUUUCUUUUUCUCCAGGGUUUCCAGAGUCACAGAUCCUUUCGACCAAGGCAACCUGUACACAUUAAAUAUCUUUUCUUUGAGCAAACCUAUUGGUUUGCUUCAAAAAAUAAGACUUUGGGACUUAGAGCAUCUGAACAACACUGUCUAAACACUAGUUCACACUCCAGAAUUAUUUUGACCACCUGAGGAUCACUAGAGCUCCUGUCAUUCCAGCCUUGGGUAGUGACUGACUUGUCCUAGACCACCUGAAAUAGAAGUUUGUUAGCAGUAUGGAAAAAUCAUGUGGGUUCAUGUAUAUGAUUGCGCUUUCUCUGGAUUUCUAGCAAAGCUUAAUUCUGAGGAGUACUGCCUUUUCUCCGUAGGCUUGGCUAAGCUAGAUAACUUUCCAACCUUGAAUAGCUUUAUUCUCUCUUUAAUGUAGAUGAAAUUCUGGAUUUCAGCGGUCAGCUAAUAACUAGCUUUUAUAAUUACAAAAGUUUUAUUGUUUUUAGUCUACAUCACUAAAACCUCUAACAAUUUUCCUUCCUGUUCUCCUGCUAGAACAAUAAUACAGACCCUGUCAAGGACAGCACUAUCUUUACAGAGUGCUCUCUGAGUAUGUAACACACGUGCUGUGCAUAAUGUGGUGCAGAAUUUGAAACUCACCUAUAAAAGGGAAAUACAUCCUCAAUAAUGGUUGUUUACAUCUCCGGUGGCACCGAGUGACCUAACUGUGUCAGUUCUGCAGAAAAGUUACAGGCAGUGAGGGGUGGGCUGGAUACCUGCAGUGGGGCUUUCCUCUGUGGGCUUCCAGCUGCAGGGGGUGUGUGGUAGCUGGUACCUUCUGCUCCUGCUUGGUCUGGGCUCUUGAUUUCAUUAAGGUGCUGUGAUUGCGGUUUUGUUCUGAGAUCUGCGCGCAGCCUCGGGCCAAAAAGCAACAUCACUGUGUUUCUGCAAACCUCUCCAGAGCUGGAGAGGGUCUCUUGAUGGUUACCAGAUCUUACCAGCCAUAUGAUGGACGUUUGGUAUGGGUUUAACUCUAGGACCACGAAGUAGUACUUCUAAUACAUCCAUUCAUAAUGUGUAGAUUUCAGCUAGUUUAGUUAAGUUGUGGUUAUAUGAAUUGAUACUUGUUCUCUUUUAAGACUGGAUUGUGCUUUUUUUGGCCUGAGGUGAAUUAAACUUAACAGGCACCAAAAAGAAUGAGACUGGGCCUGUUGCAAGUGUUGCAAAAGAAAAGGACUUCUGGGACAUUGUUUAUGACUAUAAAUUAUUUCAACUGGUGACUUUCUAUGCAUUUUCUCAUAGUAUUUGCCUCUGAAGUGCUUACAAGCAGAAAACAGUCUGGGACUUCCAAAACUUUAGUGUAUAUAUUCUGUGUUUAACGACAGUGACUAAUAAAUGAACUUGGAAAAAGUGUUAACACAAACCAGUUUCCUCUUGAGCCACUGUUUUCCCAUAGGCUUGCCAUACAGAUCUGUGCAUUCUGCUCAUUUCAGCAGCACCUGCUCUGUGAGUGUGAAAUCUUUCUCCUGCUGAAGGCAGAAGUUAUUGUUCAGACUACUUGGUGGUCUACUUGAAUUCAUUGUUGGAAAAAUAUCACAUGGGUUUGGGCACUGUGAAAGCAAGCUGUGAGCCUUACUUGUCCUGCAAGCGCUGUUUGCCACGAUUGCUUCUCUUACUACUUUAUCUUGAACAGUAUUUGUUCCACACUGACCAGCAACUUCUUUGACUUGGCUGUGAUUGCAUGGCAGCCUUUUGCUGCUUUUUUUCUCUCCCUCCCAUUUUUGUGUAUUUGCUGUGCCUCCUGCUGUUCUCUCACAACUUCAUAAAGAAGUUUGCCACAUCACAGAUGAGCCUCUUGCGCUGAGAGCUGGCCAAAAGCUGAUACCAAUCUUCUAAAGUCACGGUGCAGCAGUGGCGUGAAAGCAACAAAAAUCACAUCUUAAUGUUCAGUAGGCACAAAACAAAUGAGAAGCAGAAAAUCCACCAAUGUGGAUAAAUUAUUGAUUUUCAGCUUGUUUUUCUUACUGGUCAGUCCUAUGAAAAGUUUCUCCUGCCAAACACUGUGUUUUUCAGAAUUGCCUGCUUUAUUCAUAAAUAACACUGUUUAGAAGCUCUUUGCUUUCAAAAUACUGUUUUCAUGCCCCUGGCACAGUCUAGCAUCUAGAAAGGUAACAGAGCCUGUUGAAGAAGUGAACUUGUUCAAACUCACUGUUAAUACAUUCUUUAAUUGUUAAUUUGAUGGUCGAUAAACCCAGCCCGCAAACUAGUGCAAUAUGUGGAUGCAGCUGCACAAAUGUGACAACAGUAAGAUUUUAUGUCAGUGCUGGGCCAUCUGAUGCAUUCUUCAGGGGAAGAGAGCCCAAAGAGUGAAUUGCCAUAGUGUGAAAGACUGGAUAUCUGAUCCAGCUGUGCUGUUGUAAUGAUCUGCCAUGGGCUUGGUCAACUUAAAAGAUACAAGAGACACAACAGUUUGAAGAAAGUUGAUCAGAACGCUUUGUGGGCACACUGUAUUGACUGCUGUAUUUCCUAUCUUACCCACUGUUUUGAGCUGCAGUUAUAGACUACUUAGGAUCAAUCUGUGUCAGGAUGUUACUGCUUAGCUGUUAAUUUCAUUUUUUACUAUAUCUGUGCUGGGUCUUUCCCAGCCAUUUCCCCAGACCCAUGGCAUGAGACUGGGAUUUCUAAUUCUGUGGUUGCAGCCAAAACUAUACCUUUUGCUUUACUUUCCUCUUUGGGCACAAGACCAAACACUAACACUUCCUGGAUUGGAGCAGGUAGCAGAUCACAAAAAUAGAUGCUUUGAAGCAUAAGGAAAUCCGCAGCAGGAAAAAAGCUAAACUAGAACAUGUAGUGCUAAGUAUCAGCAGUUCAAGCAGCAGACAAAAAUUGUAUCAUAAAAUGAAAGAUUUUGAAGUAAGCAAAAAAUGUGAAAUUUCUGGUGCAUGAGAUUCAAAGUGUUCCAGCGGGUAAGUCAGGAAGGAAGGGGUCAGGUGAUGGCAGCUUCUGCAUCUCAGAGACAGAGAAGGAAAUGUAGCGAUAAGGCUGCAUAGUAUUUGCUGACUUUUGCUCUGCUUACUCAGCAGCAAAGAUACAGUUUCCAUCAGCCCUUCUUUUCCUGUGAUAAAUAAAAAUUAAUUAUUACAGAGAUACCUUGAGAAAGAUACUAUUUUUAAUGCAACUUAAUUUGAUUUAAUGCAAUGAAAUGCUUAAUUCCUGAGAAAAACAUUAUUUUUCAAAGAAAGUCAUACACAUUCUUUGAAUCUUCCUUCAGAAGCAGCAUUUAAUAUUUUUCUUAGGAAUUUAAUCUGUGUUCUGAAAUGCUGAGACAUUAGUCUCUUUACAAUGCCCACUUUGUUGGUUUCUGAAAGUAACAGCUGUCUGAUGUGUUGUUUGUAGCUUGCAUCAUGUAAAAAAUACCUAGGGGUGGCUUAUCUGUCUGUGUUGGUGUGCCUCGUAAGAUCUGUGUGUGGUUUAUGAGUGCACAGUGUGUACGUCCUCACUCAUCACUUCUGCAACUGAACAGAACUGUCACUUGCAAAGUACACAGUGCUAUUCCGCAAGUGGUUUAGCCUGGAAAUAACUUGCUUCUUUCCCUUCUCAGAGGUAGUUUCAGUGCCAGUGGUAUGCCUGUUCUGUGUAAGUAUCAGUAAGAAGCCUAGUGCCUGUCCAGUGUUUUCCCUGUUGAGUACAGCUGAAAAGAUGGUUGAAUUUGCCAGCUUGCCAAGGUUGCUGUUUCUUCUGAAAUUGAUUUCUCCUAGCUCAAAGAAUCUCAAAAGCUCCCUGGAGCAAGCACACUUUCUGAAACUUUACCUUGAAGGUCACCAAUGCUUCCUUCAAAGACUGCCUUACCUCUUCGUCAGCCUUCUGAAAACGUCCUAGCAACAAAACCUGUGAUUAUGUAUGGCACAAAAAUAAUUUUGCAUAUUUAAUCUACUUCUUAUGCACCAUAAAAAUUGGAAAGAGUAGCAAAGGCAGGCUCACAUGGCAGACCCCCUUGACAGGCUGCCUGGAAAACACAGGAGCUGGAGCUUCAGGAGAGUUCUGAGUGGUCCCCUGGUUGUCUGCAGAAACAGUGGCAAGCAUUAGCCCUGAGGAAUAAAUGAUUACCAUGACCAGCUCUGACAUUUACUGUUCUUUCAGUGACUUGACCCCCAAUUACUGUUCUGUAGUUGUUCCCUAAAAUCCCAAGAUGCCAGUGUUAGGCUUACCACUAGCUUCUAUUAAGAGAAAACCUUCUAUUAAGGAAAGUAAUAGUUUCUCUGAAAUCAGCAACCCACUGAAACUGCAGAAUAUCCGUGAAGUCCUUUGGUUGUGUGUAUGUCUGCAAUUUGAGCCUGAAAAACAAAAAAACAAAACAAACACCCCCCCCGAAACCAAACCAACCCAUCAACAACACCAGCAAAGAGAGAAUGGGGAAACAUCUGAACAGCUCUCUCCUACUCUGAACAGAUUUCUUUGUACUUCUUCCUUGUUUAUCUUUAGGCUUAUAGAGGUUUCAGAAGGGCUUGGCACGUAAGUCAUGCUGCUGUCCAGCAAUAUGGUAUUAACUUGAAGCAAUCAAAAGCGUGGUAUAAUACCACUGUAAUUAGAAAUCUGUGACCCACACCUGACACUGUAAUCCUUGUGAUGUAUUUAUUUUGGAGGGCAGAGGGAAAUUAAUAUUUUUCAUUAACUCUUGAAUUAACAGAGGAACUUGAUUCUCAAGUUCCUCUGAAACAAAUGAAAAUUUCUUAUAUAUUGUCCUUUCUUUUCUUCUUUUUUAAUGAUCCAGAUUCAUCCUUCUGGUAAAACAUGUCUUAAUAGCCAGGAAGAUUGCAGGACAAGGGAAUGGCUGACUGGGGAGAAAUGCUAAUGCAAUGGUUAAGGAGAAGCUGUCUUAUACCUCGUGGCCAUAAAAAAGUGUUUAGAAACCAAAUUGAGUGAAAUUCCAUAGGAAGGAGUAGUUAACUAAGCAUCUUGGCAACAGCGCCUGGGAAUUUCAAGUGCAACCACAAAGGCUGAUAUUUGAUAUUUGGCAGUGCCCUUCUACAUUGCAUUGUGGUGGAAAGGAAGGUAUGUGAAUUCUGUUAGUGGUUUGGAAAGCUCUCAUUCUUUUAAAAGCAGUUUAGACAGUUUAUUUUUUUCUCAGUGGUGAAGUGAUUGUGCUCCUACUGUGAUACAGCACUGAUGAAAUUGGUACCUUGAUCCUGGGAAGUGAGAAGGAUUCGCUCAAGGGGUACUUUGUUUUGUUGACUUCACUAAGCAGGCUGCAGACCCCUGACUGUUGUGUAGAGUUUAGAUGAAAAUGCUCAUGUCUUUCAUACUCUUUUCACUUUUGACCAACAGAUCCUUAUAGUAAUUUGCUGAGGGCGAGGCAAAUAACCGUCAUGAUAGAUGAAAGGAGGAAAUGUGCUCUGUGACCUGCGCAGUCUGGAGUUUCAGUCCUCACCAUCUGGUUCAUGGACCGUGAGGAACAGAAGUGAACUCAUAGGUCUGAUCAGUACAGUUGGGUUUACCCCAGGUGUUAAGUGGAACAGGUUGAUUUGUUUUUUUACUACAAACUGGUGAAGAUGACGCCAAAACAUGAAAAACAGGAAUUUGUAACUGUCUUGGUGCGAGACCCCAGGAUACAGAAAGAAGACUCAUGGCAUUCUUACAUAGACUAUGAGAUAUUUAUUCACACAAACAGUAUAUGCUUUACAAGGAAAACAUCCUGUGUUAGACGACGCUAUCGAGAAUUUGUUUGGCUCCGGCAGAGGCUUCAGAGCAAUGCAGUGCUUAUACAGCUACCUGAACUGCCAUCCAAAACUCCCUUUUUCAAUAUGAACAAUCCUAAUCACGUGGACCAUCGCCGUCAAGGUCUGCAAGAAUUCCUGGAAAAGAUCCUACAAGAUGCAUUAUUGCUCUCGGAUAGUAGGCUUCACCUCUUCCUACAGACUCAGCUAAGCCCAGAAGACAUGGAGGCCUGUGUGUCUGGGCAGACCAAAUACUCUGUUGCUGAGGCAAUUCUCAGUUUCGCCUCUCUGAACAGACGUUUUCCUAUAGAAGAUGAAGAGGAAAAAAAAGGAAAAAACGAUGCAGACUCUGAUUCAGAGAGUUCAUCCUCCGGGCUCGGACCUAGUGAUGACAGCAUUUCAUGUGGAUGUAAAGCAAGCCCAGCUUCUGAAGAAUCAUGAAAAAUCAUUCCUGUAUUGCUACCUUAAGGACAGUACAGAGCAGGUUCUGCUUUGUUUACUGGUUAUGUGUACCACACAAGCAGGGCUGUCUGGUAACAUGUACCUAAAAGACCCAUUGUUAAUGCAACCAUAUGUCCUUACAAAAUACUCAAAACAGACCUUGAUCCUAUCUUUUUGGUGAUUUUUUUAAUGUAUCUUGGUGCAGGUCUACACGCUACCAAUUUAUGUUUUUGUGACUAUGAAAAUCUCAGUAUUGGGUAAGUCAUGCUCUUCUGACAUAGGUGGCAGUUAAAAUAAUUCCUUCAGUGAGUGCGUGUCUCAGAUUCGAAAAAUAAAGAUAACUUAAUUCCCCAUCUUAAAAGUUGGUAUAUCAUAUCAAACAUAUUCAAAGCAUCUUUUAGUCAUUUGCAUCAGAGAAGUUUCAUCUUUAGAAGUCAUUUGACAUUGGUGAUGAAAUUACACACCCCACCAAGGUACUCACUUUUUAAAGUAGCUCAGCAACAUCAGCAAAACAACAUUGGUACAAACUAUAUGCUGCUGACAAUUUGAGAUAUAAAUACAUCUUCCUCUGGUCCUUCAGUAAUGUUUAUGGAAAGACUGGUUUUAUCAUGCGUAAGUACUGAAGGCAAAAAUUCUUGAGCAUGGUUGCCUAGAAGUUUAGAAAUAUAAAUAAAAAUUACAUCAUUUCUAGGCUUGCUGGAGAUUCUCAGCUCCCAGGGAAUUAUGAAUACUCAUUUCCAGUGAAAAUCCUGGAUGAGGUUCAUCAAAACCAAUGGCUGAAUUUUGCAUUGACCUUGCUAGGGCCAGGAUUUCACCCAACAUGUUUAACUUUAGGCAUCUAUAUUUGAGGGUGCUGGUAGAGGUGUUUUAGUUCAGCAGCUGAAGUGGGGAGUAUCUCCCUCUGUGAGAUGAUGAUAAUCACAUAGCUGUAACACCCUGCAUGGAUGUGGCCCUCUCCACUCUCCGUGAGUUACAGGAGCUGCUGAUUUCAUUGUGGCUGUAGUUACCACGUUGGAAUAUUGACUUCUUUCACAAACAAAAGGCAGGCUCCAACACAACUUCUUAACCACCAACACUUAUUUUGAUUAAACGUCAGUUUUGCUCUUUAUUGUUCACAGCAGCUGCGUAGUGUCUUGUCCCAGAUCCUGUCAAAGGAGUAUGUUUCACUGUGGUGUUGUAUUUAUAUUUGACAUUUAACUGCUAUUAAAAAGAGCUAGGGGGUCUGAUCACCCUAGCAAAGCUCCCAUUAACUUCAGUGCAGUAGUUACAGCCCUAGAAAUGGAUGUAAAUACAUGCCCUUUUAUUUUUUUUUCUUUUCUUUGUAAAGAAAACUGCGGUUACUUUCAAAGAAGGAGCAUUUUAAACCUGGGAAUUACAGAAACAAUAGGUUAUUAAAUAGACAGCUAGUAAGGGGUAGCAUAAACAUGUGUGGGCAUGUUUUUUUAAAGAAUCCAGCUGGGAAUCUGUGUAAUUUUAGAAACAGGUUAUAGUAGCCUGAGAAUAACGUCUCUUAGGUAACUACUUUAAGCCACUGAAUUUUGUUGAUGGUAGCACUUUGUAAGAUAAGUAUCCAUGUUUCUUUUUGCUCGGUCUUACUGAAUUGCACAAAUGUAUCUAUUCACCAUCUCAGCUUCUGUGUGCGUUAGCAGCAACGGUAUUUUUAAUUAAAAGUGAUUAUGUUUAACUAAAGCAACAAGUUAUCACUAAAAGCAGGUUAAAAAUAGCUGUUACUGCCAGUCAGAGAUUUUCAUGACUUGAUCUUUUUUCCCUAUUAUUUUUUAAGAUGGCACAUUACAAAAAAGUUGUUUAGCAGAUUUAUUUAAAAGGUGGGAAGGAUUUAAAAAGAAAAACUGGAAUAAUGCUGAGAAGAAUAUUACCAUUUUUAUUCAAGGCAAUGUAAGUUUUUCUUAAGAGCUAAACUCUUGAAGCACUUUACAUUUCUGGCUUACUAACACAUCCUCAGUACCUGACAAAAAUUACAGAAACACAAGGUUUGGAGAGCCUUUGUGGCUAAUUUUAUUUUUUAAUUCUAGGAGCUUAUCAGUACACCAGCGAGUGUUUUCCAAAUGAAGAUGUUUCUGAAAUAAAUGUUUGUUUUUUAAUAGCUCUAUUGUUUUGCUCUUAUUUUGUCAUUCUGUUAAAAAAAUCUAAGACCACUGUAACUUUCUUCUCAGCUCUGACAGAAAUUUGUUCAAAUAUUUAUCUUUUGAAUGUUGUUUGUGUUGCUAGUAUUACUAGAAUUUUUCUUUGUGAUGGGGGAGGGAAAGUACUCCAUGCUCUCUAGUAUGUCUCCUUUAUGUAUCAGCUGUAUAUAAUCACAUAGAAAGGCUUUAAGUAUUUUGUUUCAUUGGAACAUUAAAUUUAGCUUUUACAAAUGUAAAUGUUAAACAAAAAUAAUUUUAAUGUCUUUUUUUACUUUAAUGAUUUGGUAAUUUUUCAGCACUAUGACACAUAGUUUGAUCAGUCAUCACUGGUACUUUGAUUCUCAUUUUUUAGUUUUGAACAAUGCCGACAUUUCCGGCUAGCUUUUUUUUUAAAAAACAGGAUAAUACCUAAUUUAUAAAUUAGAAGUAGUAAUCAGAUUACAUUAUAUCUAAUUGCAAUAAUUCUGCAUUCAAAAGCUUUUUUUCUCUUUUGCUUAUAGCUUUACAUCCUCAUUUUUAUGAUGAUUUCUUAAAAGCUUUUAAGUAAUUAAAUAAAACAAGUUACUACUUUCUAGCUCAUGUUUAAACCUGACAGUGAGCUUUCCUUUAUUUCAGUAUCAAUAUCCUAAUCACUUCAUGACUUCCCAUGUAUAAUUUCCUCUUCAGUUAUUUUUGUAGUAUGUGUAUAUAUACAUAAAUAUAUGUAUAGAUAUGUGUAGUACAUAUAUGUGUGAAUAUAUAUACACACUGUGUAUACACACGCACGCUGUUGUGUUUGGGUUUUCACUUUACUUUUUUUUACAAAAAGAAUAGCAAAGAAACUCCACAGAGAUGGUGUAUUAGGAGUGAAAAUAGUUGUUUACGUCGCAAUGUAUUUCUGUAAGCAUGGAGGGAAAUUUAUACUCUAAAACCCACACUGUAAAACAGUGCAAACUUCGGUGUCCAUGUAUUUUUUUUGACAGGUGAUAUACUGAAUUUGUUAUCCAGAUAAAUAUUUAAAUUUUAUAUAAUUACUAUGAAUUAUUAAAAAGAAAAAUGUUUGUGAUUUGCUCUGUUAUACACGGUAUGGAUAAGAAGAAAAAUAAACCUUGUAUGGUCCUG
This is a messenger RNA of Motacilla alba alba, 9850 nucleotides long. RefSeq names its product sorting nexin 10 (gene SNX10). The record is from RefSeq and is a predicted model, not a curated record. Gene Ontology annotation, molecular function: phosphatidylinositol binding. NCBI's taxonomy places the organism in Eukaryota, Metazoa, Chordata, Aves, Passeriformes, Motacillidae. The transcript has 7 exons. Bases 6000 to 6605 code for a protein of 201 amino acids. Gene Ontology annotation, biological process: intracellular protein transport.